Molecule: messenger RNA, 1173 nt
Organism: Talaromyces amestolkiae
Lineage: Eukaryota; Fungi; Ascomycota; Eurotiomycetes; Eurotiales; Trichocomaceae
Exons: 4
Coding region: 1-1173 (390 amino acids)
Biological process (GO): positive regulation of transcription by RNA polymerase II
Cellular component (GO): nucleus
Molecular function (GO): transcription cis-regulatory region binding; DNA-binding transcription factor activity
Source: RefSeq, a predicted model, not a curated record
AUGCUAUUACCGCGCCUGCUUCCGACAGAUUUUCUUCGCUUCAAGGUAGGCCGUGACGAUAUGGAAGUGUUCAUGGCUGCAUUUAGCGAUGGAAUCAAUGAACUGAAUGGCGUACUAAUCAGACUAACAGCCAACUGCAGUUCAUUGGCUACCUUAGCGCUCCGCUACGCACUAAUAUCGUUGUCUUUCCAGCGACUCGGGGUGCCUCUCAGGGCGGCACAGAACCAACUGCACGCUAUAAGAGCUCUGCAGGCAGUAAUAGAGCAACCUUUACCAUGGGAUGAAGCAGAUGCUUUCAGGGCAGUCGCUGCCAGCGUGGUACUCUAUAUAUUCGAAAUGCAGAAUGCCGAGUCCUCUAUGAACUGGGUGGUUUAUUUUGACGGUGCCAGACGGAUCGCUGAGAAAGCGUAUAAAGGAGGCGGGGACAAUGGUUGCGACGCACAACUGCUGAUGGACUGGGUCUUUUCGCAUUGCACCAUGUAUCAAUUCAGCUUUUUUUAUUGGGUUCGACGAGAAUACCCACAAGCAUGGCUUGCUAGGCAGAGGCGACUGGUUCAUACAUCAGUUUCAUCUCCUCUGCGUCAGGUCAUACUUCCAUUAUAUGGAUGCUCUCUGGAGCUGCUUGACACCCUGCAUGACGUGUUGCUGAACUGCUUAGAUCGCACCGACUCUGAAUACAUGUCACAGAGACACAAAGAUAUCCUUGAUCAGCUGACAGAUCGGCUGCAGAAUCUCAUUCAGCGAGAAAGAGUGGGUGAUGACAGAACUGAUAGCCCCCAAUCCUCACAUGCUCGUCAAGUCGCUGAAGCCUUUCGCCUUGCGGCGCUUCUUUUUCUGGAGCGUGUCGCAAGGAAUAGUCGUCGGGAUGCACCACGUGUUGCACGACUAAGAUCUGAAGCAUUCGCUCUGCUUGGCAACAUGCGAAUCUGCGACCGGCCAUGGCCUCUAUUCGUUCUAUCCAUCGAAGCCGAAGAUGGAGAUCAGCGGCGACUGACUCUAGCUAUGAUGGAACGUAUCAUGAAGCGUGGACCUCAGGCCAAAUUCGCUCCGGUCUGUAACAUGGUGCGUGAGGCUUGGGCGCUGCAAGACCUUGCUGUUGGAGACGAAAUAGAUGCGCUAGAUCUAUAUAGGGCCUUGAUUCAGUCAAGCCGGCUACCGCCACUGUUUGGCUGA